Messenger RNA from Anas platyrhynchos (mallard), 2386 nucleotides. It is a transcript of the gene NXN, whose product is annotated as nucleoredoxin. The record is from RefSeq and is a predicted model, not a curated record. NCBI's taxonomy places the organism in Eukaryota, Metazoa, Chordata, Aves, Anseriformes, Anatidae. Gene Ontology annotation, biological process: negative regulation of protein ubiquitination; negative regulation of Wnt signaling pathway. Gene Ontology annotation, molecular function: thioredoxin-disulfide reductase (NADPH) activity. Gene Ontology annotation, cellular component: nucleus.
GCGGGCCGGGCGCGGCGCAGAGCGGGGCUCGGCGGGGCCGGGGCUGAGCUGCGGGGGGGGGGGAGGAGGAGAAGGAGGCUGAAGAGGGAGCGGGAUGGCGGGCGGCCUGGCCGAGGUGCUGGGCGAGGUGCUGGUGGCCGCCGACGGGGAAGAGGUGGCGGUGGCGGCGCUGGCGGCCCGCGGGGUCUCGCUGGUGGGGCUCUACUUCGGCUGCAGCCUGAGCGGCCCCUGCGCGCAGCUCGGCGCCAGCCUGGCCGCUUUCUACGGGCGCUUCAGGGGGGAGGCGGCGGCGGCCGGAGCUCAGCGCCUCGAGAUCGUCUUCGUGUCGGCCGAGCAGGAGCAGCAGCAGUGGCAGGAGGCGGUGCGGGCAAUGCCCUGGCUGGCGCUGCCCUUCGCCGACAAGCACCGCAAGCUGAAGCUGUGGAACAAGUACAGAGUCUCCAACAUUCCUUCCCUGAUAUUUAUCGAUGCUUCCACCGGGAAGGUGGUUUGCAGGAACGGCCUCCUGGUAAUCCGAGAUGACCCAGAAGGUCUGGAGUUCCCCUGGGGGCCAAAACCCUUCAGUGAAGUUGUUGCCGGGCCUCUGCUAAGGAACAACGGCCAGACACUAGACAGCAGCGCCCUGGAGGGCUCUCACGUUGGGGUCUACUUCUCUGCGCACUGGUGCCCACCCUGCCGAAGCCUCACAAGGGUCCUGGUGGAGUCCUACCGGAAAAUCAAGGAGGCGGGCCAGAAGUUUGAGAUCCUCUUCGUUAGUGCAGACAGGUCAGAGGACUCCUUCAAGCAGUAUUUCAGCGAGAUGCCCUGGGUAGCUGUCCCGUAUGCUGAUGAGGCCAGACGAUCGCGCCUGAAUCGACUCUACGGCAUACAAGGCAUCCCGACGCUCAUCGUGCUGGACUCCCAGGGCGAGGUGAUCACGCGGCAGGGCCGGGUGGAGGUGCUGAACGACGUCGAGUGCCGGGAGUUCCCCUGGCACCCCAAGCCCGUGCUGGAGCUGACGGACUCCAACGCUGUGCAGCUGAAUGAGGGGCCCUGCCUUGUUCUCUUCGUAGAUUCGGAGGACGACGGAGAGUCGGAGGCAGCAAAACAACUGAUCCAGCCCAUAGCCGAAAAAAUCAUUGCCAAGUACAAAGCCAAAGACGAGGAGGCACCGUUGCUCUUCUUUGUGGCGGGCGAGGACGACAUGACCGACUCCCUGCGGGAUUACACCAACCUGCCCGAGGCCGCGCCGCUGCUCACCAUCCUGGACAUGUCGGCCAGGGCCAAGUACGUGAUGGAUGUGGAGGAGAUCACGCCGGAGAUCGUGGAAGCCUUCGUCAGCGACUUUCUAGCAGACAAGCUAAAACCCGAGCCCAUCUAAGGGGGGUUCUGCGCCCACAGACGUUAUUUAAAACUAGGUCUCUCUUCUGCCGCUCAUGGAUUCUCCAGCGUGUUCUCACGCCCGACCCAGUAUCCAACCUUCUUGUGGUGCCUUGUUCUACGCAGUGAAUCCUUCUCCUAAGCAAACUCCUUGAGAUGCACUUUCAGCAGGGAGUCGUUGGCGUUUGGAGACUUCGCUUGUGCUUCAUGGCGAUAUAUUCUCUAAUAACCAGGCCAGAACUGUUACCGUAUCCUUAUUUUAUACACGGCACUAGCUAGCAGGCAAAUCUUUUUUUGCAUGGUGUUCUUCCCAACAUAUGCAUCAGGCAGUGGAUGGGGUUCUCGGGGCUCUUUUUUUCUCCUUCUCCCACUUCUUUCCUUUCCUACGAUCUCUGCUGACUAAAUUACUUUAAGGAAGCAAUAAGGAAAUUGUCCCUCGCCCCCCUUUUCCUUCCCGCUCAAGUAAAGGUGCCCUGACGAGGCCAAGACAAAGUCUUAACUGCUGACAACCUCUGAAAGACCGCAGCGCAGCCGAGCUUUUCCUCCUUGGGGUGAGAACCUCCUGGGUAGCUUUCCCACUCCCACCCCGCACACCGACAGCCUUACGAAGCGUUGGCCACGCGCGUCAGGGGGAGUCCACCCCUCCGUGGCACACGGAUGUCCCCCUCCUGCCCUGGGCCAGGAGGAGGAACCCCACCAGGCUGCCCUUGCCUCCCCGUGGUCUCCCCUUUGUGCUCUCCCUGUCCCCUCUCCCUCUCGCUCCUUCUCUCUGGUAUGAAUUGUCCGCCCUUCUAUGUUAGUCGAUUGAGCUGUUUUUUCGUAGGCGUGUCCCAAACCUGACAUUAAUGGUGCUGUUCUUUAAAAAAAGAAAAAGAAAAAAAAAAGAAGAAGAAAAAGUAAGAAAAAACACCAAAAAAAAAAUCCUUCCCCAGUCCCUAGCAGCACAGCCCCUGAAAAGUGACAUUGUAAAAACUGUACAUGGUGAUUGGAACUUUGUAAUAAAACUGAGCUAAUAACCGAGACCUCC